AGCUGUAGGAAAGGCGGCAAAAACCCAAAGAGAAGUGUUUGGGUUUGGUUAGUUACACGUGACAAGACAAUCGUCAAGUCAAACUAUUUCUUCACGUCCUAUGACAUAUAUUUUGAUUUGAAAUAAGUGAAUGAAACGAACCUUGUGGUGAUAAAUUUUCUCAAAUUACGAUUUUCAGUUGUAGUUUCUAUCACGUCAAUUUUUGUAUUUGAUAAAUAGAGACGGGACCUUCUUCUAAGGAUUACCAUAGCUGGAGGUUCCCAUGUCGGCCCAAAAGAGUUUGACGUCCUUUUUCAAGCCAGUACCCAAGAAACGCUCUUUGAGCGACGACAAUGUUCUUAGUGAAAAUUGCGCUAGCAAGAAAAAAUUAAAAUUGGAAAAUGAUUUUGAAAAUGAAAAGAGACAACUAACAGUUGAUCCGGUAAAAGAUUGUGAUCUUGUAGACCCUGAAGCAAAAUCUAAAUCAAUGGAUGAUGUAGUUACUGAAAAAACAACCAAAGAAGGUACUUGCGAAGAAAAAGAAGAUAAAAAUAGUUUAGUUGAUGAGAAGAAGGCUUCCAAAGAAAAUGACCCUAGUGUCUUGAGCACUCCGCCAAACAAAAAAACCCAGGAUAAAACAAUAAUGUCACCCUUUGGCAUGCUUACCCCAUUGCAGUGUCUUGCUCGUAUCAAGAGUCAAGCUGCUAAAACUCCUGCCCUUCAUCCGUGCAUUGGAUCAACGUGGUUUUUUGCAUUGCAUUCUGAAUUUCAGAAACCAUACUUCUCAAAGCUUAGUGAAUUUGUGACCCGUGAACGUGAGAGAGGACGUGUGUAUCCUCCAGCAGACCAAGUGUGGACGUGGACUACCAAGGUCCCAAUUAAAGAUAUUAAAGUUGUAAUUCUUGGCCAAGAUCCUUACCACAAUCCAGGACAAGCACAUGGUCUGUGCUUUAGCGUUCCUAAAGGAGUGACUCCUCCUCCAAGCUUAGUAAAUAUGUAUAAGGAACUUGCUGCUGAUAUACCAGGAUUUACUGCUCCAAAACAUGGCUAUCUAGAAGGCUGGGCUGAGCAAGGUGUUCUACUUCUCAAUGCAUGUCUCACUGUCCGAGCCAAUACUCCUAAUUCACACAAGGACCAGGGUUGGGAACAGCUCACUGACGCAGUAAUCAAGUAUAUUAGUACAAAUAACAGAAAUGUUGUGUUUUUACUGUGGGGUUCAUAUGCCCAGAAGAAGGGGUCAGUCGUGGACCAAAAGAAGCAUCAUAUUCUCAAAACAGUGCAUCCCUCACCACUCUCAGCUCACAGAGGAUUUCUCGGAUGUAGACAUUUUUCCCAGUGUAAUGAUUUUCUGAAGAAGGCAGGAAAGAAACCCAUAGAUUGGUCCCAUCUACCAUAAAUAGUGCUGUUUUUUAAAAGUGACAAGUAUGCAACAACUUCUUUUACAUGCAUGUAAUUGUGUUUAGUUUAUACAUCAAACUAUACUCUUGGAAAUAUUUUAAAGAGGAUUUGUCAAUAUUUUAUAUCUUGUCAGUUUUGAGUUGCUUUCUUGGUGGCAAUCCAAAAUAAAUUUUUUUAUUAUCCUUGCUAUAA
Molecule: messenger RNA, 1569 nt
Organism: Frankliniella occidentalis (western flower thrips)
Lineage: Eukaryota; Metazoa; Arthropoda; Insecta; Thysanoptera; Thripidae
Product: uracil-DNA glycosylase-like
Exons: 5
Coding region: 263-1375 (370 amino acids)
Biological process (GO): base-excision repair; base-excision repair, AP site formation via deaminated base removal
Cellular component (GO): mitochondrion; nucleus
Molecular function (GO): uracil DNA N-glycosylase activity
Source: RefSeq, a predicted model, not a curated record